CAAAGCGAAGUGAAGUUGACAGAGAUUCAAUGUAAAUUUGUAAACUUCACUUUUUACGCUGGUGGUUGUGUGAGUUAUGGUAUUUCUUCUAAUGGGCAACUAGACCUCUUUUAUUUGCAUUGCUUAUUCUGGUUAACUGAAUGCUGAAAGUGAAUCUGAAAAAUUAGAAACAUGCCAGUCAGUGCAGAUACACGACAGGCUUUAAAGCUGUUGGAACGAAUUCAGUUACAUUUGCAAGAAUCUGAAGCAGCUCAAUUAAAUCCUACCGUGGGAGAUGAUCUUAAUACACUUAUUUCAGUUUUAGAUAGUCCUGUUUUUAAUAGUAUUCUUAACAUUCAAGAUUCUAUUCAUGAAUUAAAAAGGCAGCUACACAAGCAUCCUUCUAUUUUGCCUGUUGAUUUUGAUAUAUCUCCAACUACUGGAGAACUUCUUUUAAAUUUACCUGCUGAACCUAUUCCACUUCAGAAUUCUGAAGAUUUGUAUGAACCCAAUUCUGAUGCAGAACAAAAUUAUGGCUAUGAAAGUCAUUUGGCAAAGUCUAUGGGGACCAUGAAAAUUGAGGAUAUUGAACCUCAUUCCACUGAGAUUUCUUCCAUGAUUACUGCACCCCCUGAAUAUGCAUUAUCAGCUAUUACAACUGAGAGUUAUGCUGAGGAAUUUCAGCGUACCAUCGAUCAGGGUGCACAAGGUCGUGAAAUACAUACAUUGCAGCUUUUUAAACCUGAAGGUAGCAGCUUGGGUUUUAGUGUUGUUGGUUUGCGAAGUGAACAAAAAGGAGAACUGGGAAUUUUUAUUCAAGAGAUUCAACCUAAUGGCAUUGCUGGAAGAGAUGGUCGCCUCCAGGAAGGCGACCAGAUUCUGGCGAUCGACGGUCAGCCUCUGGACAGCAACAUCUCCCACCAGCAGGCCAUCAGCAUCCUACAACAGGCUCGUGGCUUGGUGGAACUGAUCGUGGCACGGGGUGGAAUCGCGACCACAGAGCAGAGCUCCUUGACUGCUGUGUCUCUGGAGCGGUCGCCUUCCGCAGUCAGUGACGCGUCCAAGGGCUCAGAUAUGGUAUUAAACACCGAAUGGGCACAAGUUGAAUCUAUAGACCUUCUAAACGACGGCUCGGGUCUGGGCUUCGGUAUUAUCGGCGGUAGAAGUACUGGUGUUGUGGUAAAAACCAUACUGCCAGGUGGUGUAGCAGACAGAGAUGGCCGAUUGCAGAGCGGGGACCACAUCCUGCAGAUCGGCGAGGUGAACCUGCGCGGCAUGGGCUCAGAGCAGGUGGCCAUGGUCCUCCGUCAGUCGGGUUCCCACGUGCGCCUCAUAGUGGCCAGGCCCGUCGACCCGGCCUCGUGCGCCUCCUUGCGCAGCCACGCGCCUCUCGUGCCCACCCGCAUCCUGGCCGACCCUGAGGAGGUGGAGAAACACCUGGCCAUGUUCAACCUGUCCGAGCCCACCCCCUACAAGGGACCCCCGAGCGGGGACGCCACCUUCGCCUACAGCAGGGAGUUGGAGUAUGCCGAAGCGGCGUUCUCGACGACCGAUGGCCGGGCGGGGGUACGGGAAAAAGACCUAGCAGAAGACCAGCCGGAGAUGGAAACUUUCGAAGUCGAGCUAGUCAAGGACCAACAAGGACUUGGGAUAACUAUCGCUGGAUACGUGUGUGAGAAAGAAGAAAUUUCUGGAAUUUUUGUUAAAAGUAUUGCCAAAGGAAGUGCAGCUGACAUGUGCGGUAAAAUCAGAGUUAACGAUCAAAUAAUUGAGGUGGAUGGUCGCCCUUUACACGGCUAUACUAAUCACGAUGCUGUUGAAGUACUGAGAAGUACUGGAAAAUCGGUUAAGCUACGCCUAGCAAGAUAUCUCAGAGGAGCAAAAUAUCAACAGCUCCAAUUAGCGAUUGCUAGUGGAGAACUGAGUUACCCUUCUUUACCUUCAUCUGUCCAAGCCCAAAUCCAUGAACCAAAAAUAGCACCUGAAUUAUGUACCAAAGAUUUAGAUGUUAAUGAUGUCAGUCUUCUCGUUGAUAAUGAUUUUGAGGGUCCUUUAUCACCCAGAGUAGAGGCAGCUAUUCAAACCAAAUGGAGUAAAGUCAUGGGACCUGAAUUUGAUAUAGUGGUUGCUCAGUUGUCUAAAUUCCGAGAAGGUGGCGGUUUGGGGAUAAGCCUGGAAGGAACUGUUGAUGUUGAGGAUGGAAAAGAAGUGCGACCUCAUCAUUAUAUUCGAUCCAUUUUGCCUGAUGGACCAGUAGGUGUUAAUGGAAAAUUGCAGGGAGGAGAUGAAUUAUUGGAGGUGAAUGGCGAGAAAUUGCUCGGGAUGAAUCACCAUGGUGUAGUUGCUACAUUGAAAGAACUACCUCUCCAUGUGAGGAUGGUAUGCGCACGUCGCAAAGCCGCAGCACGAGAAGUUUUUCCGUCCUUGAACCAGGCCAACUUCUCUAAUCCGUACCACAUGGAAUAUGACUUGUCGACUGUCCCUGAUUUCAUGGGCCGUGGCAUGCUGUCUGGGCCGUUUGGUGGCAGCCUCACUUCUCUCACUCCAACGUCUGAGCGACUAGUCAAAGCAAAAUCUGAUGGCUCCUUGGCGAUUGGCACGGCCGCUUCUUCUCCGCCAAUGGAGGCUGCACUCUCAAAAUUAAAAUCUAGGUCUCUUGAACCUCUGACUGGGCUGGCCAUGUGGAGUAGUGAGCCUCAAAUCAUUGAGCUCAUGAAAGGAGACAGAGGAUUAGGUUUCAGCAUACUCGACUAUCAGGAUCCCAUGAACCCUAAUGAGACUGUGAUAGUUAUCCGAAGUCUGGUACCCGGUGGUGUGGCCCAGCAAGAUGGACGUCUCAUACCUGGAGACCGACUUCUCUUUGUCAAUGACAUUAACCUAGAGAAUGCUAGUCUCGAUGCUGCAGUGCAAGCCCUGAAAGGUGCACCAAAAGGGGUGGUCCGCAUAGGCGUUGCCAAGCCCCUCCCCCUGCCCGAGAGUGGACAGAGCGGACAGAUUUCACUGGAAAAUAGUCCAACUAUCCGAGACAUGAAGUCUUCUUUCGAAUUACCUCUCCCCCCUCGAUUGAGUCUGGACCUUGAGCAGAAUCUUUGCCAAGACUUAUCUGAAACAUCCGUGCUGCCAUCUAUUAAUCAAAAAGAUAACUCAAAUGAUUUCGAAUUAUCUCCAGUCAGAACUAUUAGAAUACAGAAGGGAACAAAUGUUUUCGGUUUAAGCGUGAGUAUCGUGGAAUCCGUCGGUGUGCUGGUGACGUCCGUAACUCCAGGAAGUGCCUGCGAUCGGGAUGGGCGCCUGAAAGGGGGUGAUAUCUUGGUGUCCAUCAACGGUUGUUCUUUGCUGGACGCCGAGCCGCGGAUUGUCGGUGAAAUUCUCAGGAAUGUGGACAAAUCUGCAAUUGAUGUUUUAGUCCAGUACAUACCCGAAGACCCUUCCGAUCCUUCAACAUCUGAAACGUUCACUAGUCUGCGCGGAACCUCUGUAAAAUCCGAUGAAGAAGAAGACGAGUACUACGAUGUAUCCGAAACGGAGCCACCUGCUUUACCCCAAAGCUUUCCGCCCACUCUAGUAUCGAUAACUCCUGGAUCUCCUUUACUGUUUAGUGAAAAAUCGUCACCUGAGCUUGAUAGAUCUCUUCCGGAACCCGAAAAGACAGUUCCAGUCGCAGUGCCUGCCGUAGAAAGCAAGCUGUCUGUUAUCCAACUGCCACCCAAACCAGCCAUAACUGCGCCAAAACCUACGGUUGCUACUGUCUCGGCCUUGUCAGUCAAUCCUGCCGCCGCGAAGUUGUUGGACGUGGGUAGCAUGGUCAGCAAAGUAAAACCAACUGUGCCUUUCAAACCAAUCAGGACAUCGUUGUCGCCAAAAGAUGCCUUUCCUUCAAGAGCCAAAUCAAAACCAACGACAAUCGAAAGCAUGUUGAACGAAACGAAUUCCAGCAGUAUCACUCGACAGUGGGGUCCAGAGCGGACUGUCGAGUUGAACCGGGACCCAGUAAAGGGACUCGGCAUCAGCAUCAUAUCUGGCAAGCUGGACAUCAUGCAAGGAGGGAUUUUUAUAAAGAAUGUUCUGCCCGACAGUCCUGCCGGAUGGAAUGGGACCUUGAAGAGAGGAGACAGAAUCCUUGAGGUCAGUGGUGUGGACAUUCGAAAUGCAGGUCAUGCCAAAGCGGUCGAUGUGAUAAAGAAUGCUCCUAAUCCUGUAAAGUUUAUAAUUCAGAGCUUAGUGCCGCUGCCUAAAAAGCCAGAGAGAGAAGCCCUUCCCGUGGCAAGUCCUCCAUCCAUGCCUCCUCCACUAGAGAUAGCGGCUGCAGAUGUUCUUCCAAAACCUCCAGAUGCGAAACUUCCACCUUACAAAACGCCUAAAGAAGAAUCCCCUGUCUUGACACCUGUUACAACAUCCGUUAGCUUAGAGACUCGAUCUCCCACCUCAUCGACUUCCUCUUCUCGCGAGUCCACCAUCAAACGGAAUUCUCCCAAGUCCUCUCUUGAAGUGACCCCGACUAAACCUUUCCCGGUCAGCAGCACCGUGACUCCGUCCGAAGAGACCAUUCAGGAGGUGCCGGACCGCCCUCCCUCCACCACUGAGGAUCGUCUCAACUGUCACGAAGAUGCCGCUGAAGAAGUGGAAGCUGAUGACAAAGUGCCAUUUGAUACUCUUGAGGAAGGGAAAGUCCUGACCAGGAAAGGGAAAAAGAUUGAUGCUUCGAGUGCCGGAAACGUGAAACUGACGCCCGUCGAGAGAGUUUCGGAUCCGGAAUCUGAAGACGAGUUCGGGUACACCCAGAAAAAAAUCCAGAAGAAAUAUGGUGACAUGAAAGGAGAAUUGCUUCUUAUCAACCUGGUCAAAGGGUCCAAUAAAUUAGGCCUUAGCUUAGCUGGCAACAAAGACCGUACAAAAAUGAGCGUCUUCGUUUGCGGCAUGCAUCCGAAGGGGAUGGCUGCAAAAGAUGGAAGGAUCAAAAUUGGAGACGAGCUUUUAGAAGUAAAUGGUGUAGUCGUCUACGGAAGAUGUCAUCUGAACGCUUCUGCCAUGAUAAAAAGCCUAUCCGGCACGUCGUACAAAAUAUUACUUUUAAGGAGAGAAGGGGCCAUAGAUGAAAUGGCCGUAAAGCCCUUAACACAGUUUCCUUCGGAAUUGGAUGAAGAGGCAACUGAAGACAAGUAUUGUCACUACAGAGGAAUGCAUACGGUAACGGUUAGAAAGGGUGCUCAGGGCCUAGGCAUUAUGAUUAUCGAAGGCAAGCAUGUGGAGGUUGGCCAAGGCAUCUUCAUAUCAGACAUCCAAGAGAACAGUGCUGCUGAACAGGCUGGUUUAAAAGUUGGUGAUAUGAUUUUAGCAGCAAAUGACGCAGAUCUCGUAGGUGCUGAUUAUGAUACAGCUGCUUCCAUCUUGAAACAAGCCGACGGGCUUUUAACUUUGAUCGUUGCGAAUCCGAACAAGCCUUCUCCUGGUUACAUCUAUGAUGAAGAAAAGAAAUGUCCAGAAAUUAUCGAAAAUUCCCACGAAAAGAAUGUGACGCUGAAAAUGUGCGAGAAGAAAAAAGAUAAAAGUCCUCCACCUCUGCCACCUCCCAAACCCUCCUUCCUCUCACCUACCAAAUCAUCCGGCCAAAAUGUGCCUGCCUUGGUGACGAUGCCAAAACCUUUAGAAACUCGCACUUUUAACUGUUCCGUUGCUCCCCUUUCCUCCGCGGCGGUCAUCUCUGAAGUCAUUGUUCCGUCGUCCGCUGAGGAAGCUAAUGGAAACGAUGGUCUCUCUUUUCAAGAGGAGGACGAACAGCAGCCGGACCCCAAGAAAUGUGAAAUCAAACCCGGGAAGGAGACGACGAUAGAAAUCACCAAAGAGAAGAUUGGUCUUGGUCUUAGCAUAGUUGGAGGAUCGGAUACGCCAUUGGGAGCAGUCAUCAUUCACGAAGUCUAUCCUGAUGGAGCAGCUGCCUUAGACGGCCGAUUGAGGCCUGGGGAUCAAAUUCUAGAGGUGAACGGAGAAGACUUGAGGGACGCUCUUCACGAGCACGCCAUCACAGUAUUGAGGCAGACGCCGAACCUCGUUCAGAUGGUGGUGUACAGAGAAGAGGGCCAAAGCCAUGAGGAGGACGCCUUCGAAACGCUGGACGUGGAACUCUACAAGAAACCCGGAAGAGGCUUGGGUCUGAGCAUAGUGGGACGGAAAAAUGGACCCGGUGUAUUCAUAUCAGAAGUAGUUAAAGGAGGUAUUGCGGAGGCGGACGGCCGACUGAUUCAAGGCGAUCAGAUUUUAGAAGUAAAUGGUCAAGAUUUGAAAACAGCCACCCAAGAGCAUGCUGCUGCUGUCCUGAAAACAACGAUGGGUCGAAUACACAUGAAAAUUGGUAGAUUAAAAGCCGGUUCUAGAAGGAGUACCUCCUGUUUAACAACUACUCCUAAAAACCAGGAAAAUAUAGACUCCCCUGAGGAGAUUAAAACAAUCACUCUGGAGCGGGGAUCUACCGGCUUGGGCUUCAGCAUCGUAGGGGGCUAUGGCACCCGGCACGGCGAUCUUCCCAUCUACGUCAGCAAGCUGUUCGAGGACGGCGCGGCGGCCAGGGACGGCCAGCUGAAGCUCGGAGACCAGAUUCUCAGCGUCAACGGCCAGAGUCUGGAGGGCCUCACCCACCAGGAAGCCGUCGAAGUGCUCAAGAAAGCUUCUGGGACCGUCGUGCUCACGGUCCUCCAAUAGGAAGAAGCCAUCCAUUGUUUAUUAAGUUUCAUGAAAUGUCUAUAAAUGCUUGUAAAUGAUAUUGUUUGUACAUUCCUGUUAAACAAUGAGAAUCUUGAUUGCGAAAAAAAAUCGAAAAGUUUGGUGCUUUAAAACCUUGUUAAAUUAUUCAUAUAUAUACCUGCACAAACCUCACAUCCAAACUGCUAUCGUGGCAGCUGUACAGAAAAAUUCGAGUUUCACCACAAUUCCUGCGUGAUUGAACUAACUGGGAAAAAAUGCUGUUUUUUUGGAACUGCUAUCUACUAUUUUUUAUUGACCAUAAUUUGUACACCAUGCUAUGUCUAUGUCUGUGCAAGAGUUAUUACAGAACGUCGAGAUGGCUCAAAGCUGUUUUUUUUUAUAUCUCAGGUACAGGCAGAAUCGAAAGCUGGGUCGAGGCUACAGAUAAAAAGAACUAUGUGAAAACUACUAUGAACUUUCCAUGUGCAAAAUGAUCUUGUGCCUUUUUUGUUUUCUUCAUGCAUUAAGAGGACUUUAUCAUUGUCGAAGUUGAAAAAAAAAAAAUUAUUAAAUGGCAUAUGUAGAGGGUUGGACUGCUAAUCAUAUUCAAACAUAGAAGAUAUGUAAAUAGUUUAUAUUAUUAGCUUAUUGUUAAACUGCUAUUUCUUUGAUCUAAUUAGUUGUAUUUACUGAUGAUCUGUAUGCAGGAUUUAUAGAACAGACUGGUAAUUUUUUCCAGUAAGUCUUUAAUUUAUACAACUGAAGCAUCAAAGUACUGUGUUAUCACGAGCAGAUAAACCACAGCUUUUGAGUUUCAGAUCUCUGUCAUCUCUAUUAAAAUUAAAAUACUGACCCAUUUUCGUUUCCUAAAUUCUAUCGCAAUCCAAUGCGUAUGAUCUCUGCAUUAGUUAUAUUUGAAAAGUGACUCCAUUUUCUGUAUUUUCAGAACUAUCUUGCCUUUUCUAUGUUUAUAAAUUUUAUUUAAUGUCUAGAAAAAUAAUCGUUAUAAUGUGUCUAAUAAUGGAUAAUUCAUAUAUAACAAAUCUAAUCCAUUUUUUUUAUUAUUGCCAUAUUUAACUUACAUAACCGAUCGGAAUUACGACAUAUUUAUUUCUAGUCCGAUAAGUGGCAGAAUUUGUACGUUAAAAUGAUGAACUUUUGAAAAGAGUGAAAUCGUCAAACAUGGAUGUAAUACAGAUAUUUUUGUCUUCUUAAUAAGAUGGAUCAUUAAUCUAUAAGAAACCAAGUUGACCUGACGCGUAACACUAUGAGCUAUUAUACCACCUUUCUACGAUAGGAUAUAUGGCAUGGUAGCUCAUUAAAUCACAUAGUAACUUUUUUUUAAAAGUAAUAACAUUUUAUUGUGCUUAGUAUUAAGUGAUAAUUAUUAAAAUUAAAUUAUCUUGACAUUAAAUAAAAUUUAGAAAAAUAGAAAAGGCAAGAUAGUUCUGAAAAUACAGAAAAUUGAGUCACUUUUCAAAUAUAACUAAUGCAAUUUGUCUAAUAAUGGAUAAUUCAUAUAUAACAAAUCUAAUCCAUUUUUUUAUUAUUGCCAUAUUUAACUUACACAACCGAUCGGAAUUACGACAUAUUUAUUUCUAGUCCGAUAAGUGGCAGAAUUUGUACGUUAAAAUGAUGAACUUUUGCAAAGAGUGAAAUCGUCAAAAUGGAUGUAAUACAGAUAUUUUUGUCUGCUUAAUAAGAUGGAUCAUUGAUCUAUAAGAAACCAUGUUGACCUGACGUGUAACACUAUGAGCUAUUAUGCCAUCUUUCUACGAUAGGAUAUAUGGCAUGGUAGCUCAUUAAAUCACAAAGUAACUUUUUUUUUAAAUAAUAGCAUUUUAUUGUGCUUAGUAUUAAUUGAUAAUUUUUUAAUUAAAUUAUGUUGAAAUAUGUCAGUUACUUUUGAAUUCAUAUAAAAUAUAUGGGUGUGGUGAUUUUCAACUUGCGUUGACAUUGAUUGUAGCUAUUCGUAAACCAUAUGUGGCUCACAACAUACGUUUUCGUUGGUGUGAUCUUCAUCCAAGUAUUUAGUGAGAAUUUUCAAUAAUUCAUACUCAUGAAUUCAUGCAUUUUAUAUAUCUUCACAUGAAGCCUUGCUUUGUCUCUAAAGCGAGCAAUACUUGCAAUUCUGUGAUUAUUGCGCCUAAAUUAUGCCACCUUUCGGAUCACCCAGUCAGCAAGGUCCACUAAUUAAAAUGUCGUAGUUUUAAUCGAUCAUAUGAAUUGAUUGCGGUAUUAUUAGUAAACUCAUUACGCCUGUUCUGUAUGAAUCGUCCUAUAUAUCAACUUGCAUAAUUCAGUUAUAGAGUUGUUAGAGCUCAGAAUGAAAAUAGACUAUCACUUGUAGAGAUUUAUAAUGUUAUUAAUAUCAAGUGCCAUCUCUCUGUGUUUGUUUUCCUAAAUAAUCUGGAAGUAUGAACUUAUUUCAUGUACAAUACUUAGUUUUAGUUUUUUGUUUUGUUAUAACUGCACAGUAUAUGAUUCAGUAUUUCUUCUCGUGCGUCUCUUUUUCUAAAUGUGUGAUUGAUUAAUUUAGCAGUUUUUUUCAUAUAUUUCCAAGUCUUAGAAAGUCUUCACGCUUGUCCUGGUCAUGUUCGGAAAGAACUGUGGAUUCUACUGUACACUGUACAGUCGUGAAAAAAAAUGAUUUUAAAUUUAUUUUUGUCUUGAAGAACAGCGUGUAAUGAUAUUGUAGUUUAUAUUUUGACAUUCUACCAUUUUAUGUAUAAAGAAUAUUUCCAAGUGCUACCUAGAUGUGUAAAUAAAAAAAUAGUCAGGCAAUUCUUAGCGUUCAUCCUUUUUACUAAAAUUUAUUGGAUUUCAUUUAUAGAAUAUAAAUUGAUUCAUUUGAGCAGCAGAAACUUUACAUUUUAUUUUUAUAGCUAAUAUUUCAACAUUUUAUAAUUUUUUAAUAAUAUGAUAAAGUAUUGAAUUUUGGAUAUGUAGGUAGCUGAUUAUUGUAAAUAUUGACUUCCAAGCUCUCCAGAUGAAUAAAAUCUUGACCUUUCUAGGUUCUGCUGUGUUACUCCAAUAAUUUUAUAUUUGUUUAUAUAAAUGUCUUUGAUGCUUUAGUGAAUGAAUUCUGUCUCUGUCAUCUUGUAUUGCGAUUUUUCUUUUCGUCAAAAUGAUGAAUGCUCUAUAAAAGAUUUUAAACUUAUAAUAUUAAUGAAAAACGUGCAUACAAUUAUUUCUAGGUAUUGCACAAGAAUAUAUUAUAUGCAUAUUGAUAGUUUUAAUAAAUAAAUUGCAUUGUUUGAAAAGAAAAUUAAUUAUUGUUGUUAGGUAUGAAUUUCAUCUUUCAAAGAAACCAUUAUAAAAUAAAAGUAAUUUAUGCUAUUUAGCCAAAGAUAAAUAUUUUUCUCAGGAAUUCUUUCUGUGCCAUUUCGAAUAUUUAAAAAUAUGAAACUUUCCUUUCUCGAAAUAAAAUUUACCAAUGUCAUAAUUCUCAUCAAUCAGCCAAAAAGCAGUCUUCCUGGACUAUUCAAAAUGUAAAUUUGUAUUAAAUGCUAUAAAGUAAUAUAAUUUUAAUUUCCGGAAUUAUGUACAUUGAAAAUAUAUUAAACUUAUAACCAACAUAAUAAAUCUAAUUAUAAUGACUCCGUUUCUUUUUUGUUAAUGUUGUUUUGCAAAAUGAGUGGUAAAAUUUUGUCUAAAUUAUAUGUUUCGUUACAUUUUAAGCUUCUAUUUUUUCAUUUUCUUGUAUUUGACAAAAAUAUGCUGCUUGAAAUGCAAAUUUGCCAUGGCAAUAUAUUUCAAAUUAUUCGCAAAUCAAUAUUAUCAAAAAAAAUUCUUUAAAGGAUUAAUUAUUUCAAAAUUACUUUUCAUCAUAAAAAAUUAAAACACAUCUGUUUAUAAUUAUUUCUAUUUCACUGAAUUCAAACUUUUAUGUAACAGCAAUUUAAAAACAUCUUCUCAUUCAUUUUCUGCUAAUAUAAUAUAUAUUAUGUAAACAUAUUUCUGAAAUAUACAAAAAUACAUAUUAUACAUUAUGAUAAAAAUUAAAUUUAUGAAAUAACUAUUCUAACAAAUCCUUGUCUUCUAGUGAUUGUCUGCUGUUAAAAGUAAUAAGAAAAUGAGUGAUUUAAUAAUAAAACUUCAUUUAAAGCAUGUUCUUUAAAUCAUUUAAAUCAAAUUUAAUUUCAAAGUGCGUUAUGAAGAUGCAGUUUUUACCAGAAGUGUUCUUUUACUAGACUCUAACAAUGUGAUAAAUGAAGCUUAAUGAUGCAUAAUAUAUAAUCAAAAAUUUUAUUAUGUACAUAAAAGGAUUGUGAUUGUUAUUGUUUUAAAUCUUUAUGUCCCUAUGCACUGUAUUUGAAUUUUUUUUUUUAAAUUCACCUUUCAUUCUUUACUUCGUUUUUAUUUUUAAAUUUAAAUCAAAUGAUAUAAAGUAUUUCUUAUAUUUUUUGAAGUAUAUCUGUGUAUCUUAAUUGUUGCAAUGCUUAUUGUUAAAUUUCUUUUUAAAUGUUAUAAGUUUUAUUUAAAGUAUAUUGCUAGUUAUGAAGCAUCAUUUAUUAGGAUUUCUACAACUGUAACAUUUAAGAGAAUCUCUUAUCACUUACCUUACACUUUUCUUUGUAAAUGCUAGCUUUAAAUUUUGUAUGAUUAUUUUAAGGCAUAAUUGAAACAAUUGGUUUUAAUACUAUCUUGUUUCCAUAUUGUGUUAUAAUACUGAAAUAAAUAUAUCUCUACGAAUUUAAUAUUACUACUCAGCAUAGUUUAAUCUAUGGAAUAAAUUCACUCAAUAGUAAAACUUAAUUUUAUUUUAUACAUACUAAAACAUUUAAGUAAAAAUUACCGUUGGAAAAGAUUUUUUUUUUUAAAUAUCCAUACUUUUUUUUCAUUGUAAAUUCUAGCAUGUAAUUUCUUUUCUUUAUUUUCCAGCAUUAUUUUGUAAUAUUUGAUAUAACAUUCAAUAUUUAACAGCUAAUAAAAUAAAGUGACAUUUUUAUCAGCAAAAUUCUGUAACUUAUUUACAAUAAAUAACUUAUUUUUAAUAAAAUUCUGUUAUGAAAUACUGCCACCACUUAGCGCUCAGUUUUAAAAUGUCCAUUCUUUCAUGUUACUAAUUCACUUUUCAAAAUAUUAAACUUAUUAAAAUAUAUUUAACAUCAAAUAAAACUACAUUUUCAGUUAACAUGAGAAACGUUGGACUUAAGAAAACCUAUUCUCGUUCCAAGUUGCAACUUUAAUAUAUUUUUAUUCUAAGAUAGAAUAUAAUUCUUGUUUGAAAUAUAGAAUAAUAAUCUGAAAUAUAAAUCUUGUUUUUUGAUAAAUCUGAAUUUUGAAUGAUUGUUGGUUAAAAUUGGUGCCAAUUUAAUUGCAAGUUACUUUAACCCUUUCGCGGCGGAGAACUAAGAAAUGAAUUGCGCUCUAGGCAACCAGCGUGACGGGGGAAGAUCUGCGCGGACAACACGAUACGCGAAUCGUUCCAAACGCGGUUUGCUGAGCUGAUUUUGCUGGUCAUUUCCUUGAAGCGGCUGACCGGCAUGCCGAUCCAAUAAUAAUAAUAAUAAUAAUUUUAAGUCAAAACAUUAUCUAUAAAAACAUUUUAGAAACUUACUUCAGGGUAGGAUAUGUCACAAAUGAACGGCGCCAAAAGGCGCUGUUCGUUUGGAGAAACUCUGCUGAAGCGUCUAAAGGCGCCGUUUGCCGCGAAAGGGUUAAAUAUUUUAAAAACGCAAAUUCUUUAAAAAUUACAUUUUUAAAAAUUUUUUUAAUUUAUACAAAAUUAUUCAAUAAAUCUUCAAAUACAAGAACAAUCACAGAUGGUGAUAUAAAUCAAAUUCAGAAAAAUUAUUGAUGGAAAAAUUUAUAGAAUUUAUUUUGGAGUUCCUUCUAUUUUUUUAAUAAAUUUCUUUAUCACUUUUAAUUAAUGCUCUGAUAAAAUGAUGCCAUACAUUUAUUUUUAAGAAAUGUAUUUCAUUAAUCAGUGCGCAUUUAUUAUUCGAUAUAUUUUUUUGAGAAUUUAGCUCUUCUGUACUGAAUGUUACUUCACAUAAUUCGUCCUGUGUGUUGAAUUGUUUAUUUACUUCUUUAUUGAUUGAUUAUCCAUACUGUCAUUUAUCUGUUUUAUUUUGCUAUUUAAUUUUGUUUCGAUGAUAUUUAUUCAAUGCUAAUUUCAUAUGACCUCGAAAAGUUUUCAAAGCUGAGUGAUGUAAUAAUUUUUAAUAUCUUUACGCAUGUGUAUAUUUGAUAUAUAUUCGUUUUCUUUUCAUUCUCACCUUUUAAUGCACUCUUAUUUGCAAUUAGAACUGCCAUUUACCUUUAUGGAAGCUACCUGUGUACUGAAAUAUUACAGGCUAUAUUGUAGAUACUAUGAAUUUUAAUGCUCCAACAUGAUUCCUACCAUAUUAAAAGUAACUUUUUACGAUUUA
Argiope bruennichi is the source of this 13034-nucleotide messenger RNA. Its product is annotated as inaD-like protein. The record is from RefSeq and is a predicted model, not a curated record. Bases 172 to 6675 code for a protein of 2167 amino acids. The transcript is spliced from 39 exons. Lineage: Eukaryota; Metazoa; Arthropoda; Arachnida; Araneae; Araneidae. Gene Ontology annotation, molecular function: protein binding.